Messenger RNA from Syngnathus acus (greater pipefish), 4091 nucleotides. Its product is annotated as voltage-dependent calcium channel subunit alpha-2/delta-3-like. The transcript has 39 exons. Gene Ontology annotation, molecular function: voltage-gated calcium channel activity. The record is from RefSeq and is a predicted model, not a curated record. The coding region runs from base 325 to 3756 and encodes 1143 amino acids. NCBI's taxonomy places the organism in Eukaryota, Metazoa, Chordata, Actinopteri, Syngnathiformes, Syngnathidae. Gene Ontology annotation, cellular component: voltage-gated calcium channel complex.
UUCGGCACCACCUGAAAGCCACUCCUCAUUCUUCUCCUCCGUUGCUCAGAACUGUCAAUAACGCAAAGGCAGCGGACUUUUCGUUCCGGUGAUGUGCAAGCUCGACUUUCACAUCCUAGACGUGUGACAGAACCGGCGUCGCACUUUCGACUUGUCCCGCUGCGUUUGCGCGUCGCCACACAUAUUGUCCACCAUGCAUCAAGCCAGGAAGCUUGGUUAAUUUUCCCGAUUUUUAUUUAUUUUUUGUUCAUUGUUAAUUCUCUGGAGGGGGGUCCACAGUGGCUGCGUAAAUCCAACAAGCACGGUGCGUCGGAAACGACCAAAAUGCAGGUUGAUCGGAGCAAGGUCCGUGCUUGGAGCGCAUGUUUUUUAUUACUUUCUUCAACUCUAAGUUACGGCAUAAUCGAGGUUGGAGGAUUUCAUCAAAGCAUCCCUCCGUCAGUAGUGAAGCUAUGGGCUUCAGCAUUUGGUGGGGAGAUGAAGUCAAUCUCUGCAAAGUACUCAGGCUCCCAGCUGCUGCAGAAGAAAUACAAGGAGUUCGACAGGGCCGUGCGUGUGGAGGAGAUUGAUGGGCUGCGUCUCGUGAAAAAACUGGCUGAGAACAUGGAGGAGAUGUUUCACAAGAAAGCCCAAGCAAUGAAGAGACUUGUAGUGGCAGCAGAGGAAGCCCACCUACAGCACGAGGAGGAUCCAGACCUGCUGUAUGAAUACUUCAAUGCGGUGCUGAUCAAUGAAGUGGAUGAGGAGGGCAACAAUGUGGAGCUGGGAGGAGAAUUCAUCCUACAACCUAAUGACCACUUUAACAACCUGUCAGUCAACCUUAGCCUCAGCGUGGUCCAGGUGCCCACUAACAUGUACAACAAGGACUCUGCCAUCGUUAAUGGAGUGUACUGGUCAGAAGCCUUGAACAAAGUAUUUGUGGAUAACUUUGAGAGAGACCCAUCGCUCAUUUGGCAGUACUUUGGCAGUGCCAAAGGCUUUUUCAGACAGUACCCAGGGAUUAAAUGGAAACCGGAUGAACACGGCGUCAUCGCUUUUGACUGCCGUAACAGGAAGUGGUACAUCCAGGCUGCCACCUCUCCAAAGAAUGUGGUGAUUCUUGUCGAUGUCAGCGGAAGCAUGAAAGGUCUCAGACUGACUAUUGCCAGGCAAACUGUCUCCUCCAUACUGGAUACUCUUGGGGAUGAUGACUUCUUCAACAUCAUUGCUUACAAUGAGGAACUGCAUUAUGUGGAGCCGUGCCUGAAUGGAACGCUGGUCCAAGCUGAUGUCGCCAACAAAGAUCAUUUCCGGGAGCACCUUGACAAGCUGUUUGCUCAAGGCAUUGGAAUGUUAAACAUUGCUUUAAGUGAGGCUUUCAAUCUUCUCAAUGAGUUCAAUGAGACCGGUAGAGGCAGUGAGUGUAGCCAAGCCAUUAUGUUGGUUACAGAUGGAGCGGUGGAUACAUACGACGCCAUCUUUGCCAAGUUCAACUGGCCAGACAGGAAGGUCCGCAUAUUCCCUUACCUGAUUGGCCGAGAGUCAGCCUUUGCAGAUAAUCUCAAAUGGAUGGCAUGUGCUAACAAAGGUUACUUCACUCAAAUAUCCACCCUGGCAGAUGUCCAGGAGAAUGUGAUGGAGUACCUCCAUGUGCUGAGUCGUCCCAAGGUGAUCGACAGGGAGCAUGAUACAGUUUGGACCGAGGCCUACAUUGAUAGCACGCUCCCUCAAGCACAAAAGCUGGAUGACGGUCAAGGUCCAGUUCUGAUGACCACCGUGGCAAUGCCUGUGUUCAGUACCAAGAAUGAGACUCGGAACCAUGGCAUUUUGCUUGGGGUGGUAGGAACUGAUGUCCCUGUCUCAGAGCUCCUCAAGACUAUUCCUAAAUACAAGUUGGGCAUUCAUGGCUAUGCCUUUGCAAUCACCAACAACGGCUACAUUCUUACCCAUCCAGAUCUGCGGCCACUUUAUGGCGAUGGCAAAAAGCGAAGGAAGCCAAACUACAGCAGUGUAGAUCUGUCUGAGGUCGAAUGGGAGGACAAAGAUGACACGCUGAGAAACGCAAUGGUCAACAGAAAGACGGGGACCUUCUCAAUGGAAGUGAAAAAGAGUAUCGACAAAGGGAAGCGCGUGCUGGUGUUGCAAAAUGAUUACUACUACACAGAUAUCCAGGGUACUCCUUUCAGUCUUGGAGUAGCUCUUUCCAGAGGCCACGGCAAGUUCUUCUUCGCAGGGAACGUGACUGUGGAAGAAGGUCUUCAUGACUUAGAGCACCCUGAUGUAGCCCUUGCAGAUGAAUGGACAUACUGCAAUACAGAUGAUCACCCAGAGCACCGCUACCUGACCCAGAUAGAGGCAAUCAAACGCUACCUCAGUGGACAUGAACCCCAACUACGAUGUGAUAAGGAUUUGGUUCAAGAGGUGCUUUUUGAUGCAGUGGUAACUGCCCCACUAGAGGCAUAUUGGACCAGCUUGGUGCUCAAUAAGUCUGAGAACUCUGACAAAGGAGUUGAGAUCGCCUAUCUUGGCACAAGGACCGGCCUGUCCAGAAUCAACCUGUUUGUUGUACCUAACAAACUUACUAGUCAAGACUUCCUGACUGCUGAGGAUAAAGAAGGCGUGUUCAAUGCCGAUCAUUUCCCCUUGUGGUACAAAAGGGCAGCAGAACAAGUUCCUGGCACCUUUGUCUACUCCCUUCCCUUCAACACAGGCUCAGAAAACAAGAGUGUCGUCUUAGCCAGCACAGCCAUUCAGCUCCUGGAUGAGAGGAAAUCACCCAUAGCUGCGGCUGUUGGCAUCCAAAUGAAACUAGACUUCUUUCAGAGGAAAUUCUGGACAGCCAGCCGACAGUGUGCUGCCCUCGAUGGGAAAUGCUCCAUAAGUUGCGACGAUGAGGAUAUUAACUGCUACCUCAUUGACAACAACGGCUUCAUUCUGGUGGCAGAGGACUAUACUCUGACAGGAAAGUUUUUUGGAGAAGCCGAAGGGGCUGUAAUGAGUAAGCUCCUGCAGAUGGGCUCUUUCAAGAGGGUAACUCUUUAUGACUACCAGGCUCUGUGUUGGGUGUAUUCCGAGAGCAGCGAUAGUGGAAACGCACUGUUUGAUCCUUACUUUGCCUUCCUCUCAGCUGUCAAGUGGCUCCUUACGGAGCUUGUCAUAUUUUUGGUCGAGUUCAACCUGUACAGCUGGUGGCAGUCUGACCUCACCGCAAAAGCUCAGAGGACGGGCCGCGCCAUGCAAGUACCAUGCGACACCGAGUACCCGGCCUUUGUCUCAGAGAGAACCAUCAAAGAAAACACCGGCAACAUCGACUGUGACGGCUGCAUCAAGUCCUUUGUAAUUCAGCAGAUCCCCAGCAGUAAUCUCUUCAUGGUGGUGGUGGACAAUAAGUGCGAUUGCAGCAUGUUUGAGCCAAUCACCAUGGAUCCUGUUGAAAUCAUGUAUAACGAGUCUCUGAAAUGUGAGAGACUUAAGAUGCAAAAGGACAGGAGGCGCCCAGAUACCUGUCACCCGUUCCACCCUGAGGAGAACUCAAUGGAGUGUGGAGGAGCUCACACUCUCACACCGUCGUUUUCCGCAACACUGCUCUGCGUUCUCCUGGCGCUCUUCCCCAGGUCAUUUAUCACUCUAAAAUGGGCUGAGAGCUGUUUGGGGUCAUCACACAUUGAAUCCGGUCUGUCAUUCCUUCCUGGUUGCCAGAUGAGUGAGACCAAUGUGUGUUGCGACACAACAUCGGCGUUUAGGCAGACACAUGGGCUGUGCGACCUUUUUGGAUGAACGGAAAUCCUUCAUAAUAACUCUGGCAAUGACAUCGUUCCCCCGUUGCACAACUGCAUGACUAAAUGGCCAUGAUGUCUUUGGGAAAUAAUUUACUCUGUUUAUUUUCAACACAGUUGGCCUAAGUAAGGCGUUUUCUUUUGUUUUGAUCAAGUGGACAUGUUUCCUCUGAAGUUUGGCCACUUAAAAUAACAACAAUGUGAAGUCAUAUUUACCAUUACAAUCCCGGAUCACCCACAUUAGUCAGACAGUAAUAUGUUUGUGUUAGCACUGUUGCAAAAGAACAAAUAUUAUAACACAGAUGUCAUAACACAAACAAAUUUUAGUAAAAUGGC